AUGACAACGAUUAGGCUGCAAUCGUCGGAUGGCGAAAUUUUCACUGUCGACGUAGAGGUCGCCCAGUACUCGGUAACACUCACCAAUUUGAUGAAUCGUGGUAUUGGACUAGGUGAGAACGACGUUAUCCCACUGGCGACCGUAAACUCGCGCAAUCUCACCAAGGUGCUGGAGUAUUACGAGCACCACAGGAAUGAUCCGGUAACCGAACCCAUUCAUCGUCGCCCUCGCCGAAAAUGCCCACCCAGAAGACGUUCCAACAACAUCAGCAAGUGGGAUCAGAGAUUCUUGGACAUUGAUAAUGGCGCGCUGUGCGAGUUGGCACUGGCAGCUUAUUGUCUUGAAUUAUCAAAGCUUCUGAAUGUAAUUUGUAGUACUUUUGCCAAUAGACUGAAGAGAAGAACACCCGAGGAAAAGGAAGAAGUGAUGAAAUUUUUGCGAGGCGAAGGAUUCGAUAUGGAAUGA
Molecule: messenger RNA, 465 nt
Organism: Toxorhynchites rutilus septentrionalis
Lineage: Eukaryota; Metazoa; Arthropoda; Insecta; Diptera; Culicidae
Product: S-phase kinase-associated protein 1-like
Exons: 1
Coding region: 1-465 (154 amino acids)
Biological process (GO): SCF-dependent proteasomal ubiquitin-dependent protein catabolic process
Cellular component (GO): nucleus; cytoplasm
Molecular function (GO): cullin family protein binding
Source: RefSeq, a predicted model, not a curated record